Messenger RNA from Naumovozyma castellii, 198 nucleotides. RefSeq names its product Min6p (gene MIN6). The coding region runs from base 1 to 198 and encodes 65 amino acids. Lineage: Eukaryota; Fungi; Ascomycota; Saccharomycetes; Saccharomycetales; Saccharomycetaceae. The transcript has a single exon. The record is from RefSeq and is a predicted model, not a curated record.
AUGUCUUUUUUUGUUAAUAACAAAGUUAUUGAAUUUUUCCAAAGAUUGUCAAGAAGACCAAGUGCUGGUAUAAUGUGGCUGUUUACCGGUGUCAUCGUGACUGGAACCGCCUACCUGAUGCUGUUCCUGCCUGGUGUUCCAAGAGAUAUAACGGUUGAUCAGGAUGAAGAACUUCAGGAAUUGGUAGAAAUCGAAUAA